AUGCUAGUGUUUUUGCCGUUGAACAAUCCUAAAGUUCGUGAUCAUUUAAUUCGAGAAAAAAGUAUAAAACUAACAAAGAAAUGCACUGCGAGUGUCACGAAGCGUUAUGCACGACUUGUUUUUACUGUCAGUAGUCCCAUCCUAUACCUAUUGAAACAAUUAAAAAGUAAAGCCUUUACUUCUAAUUCGGCCUAUAGAAUGAAAAUUAAGACAGAAAAAACAUCGGGCGUAACAUCCGGAAAUAAAAAACGUAAAGCAACUGUGACUGAUGUCAAUGAUAUAGAACCAAUAAAAAAGAAAAAAGUUCGUUUUUCCGAUACAAGUAAUGGAUCGAUAACAGCAUUGUCUUCAUUACCAAAGAAGAAAAAGAAAACAGAAUCGUCACCAUUAGAAGAAAUCAAGAAAAAAAAGAAAAAACUAAAUGGAAGCACAAAAACGGAUGCUCCACUCGAUUUUGAUCAAUUAUCGUCAUCGUUAAAAUCACGUGCUGAUGAAAAAAUCACUCAAGUUCAAGCUAAAAAACAGCUGAUUAAAAGUAAAGAAUCGCGACGUGAACUCCUUGACAAUGUAAAACAGAUUAAAAAACAAUUAAAAACAAAACAAAAACAAAUGGAAGUAAGACAACUAAGAAAAAAGAAAAAACAUAUUAACAUUGUACAAGAUAAAGACUCGACAACAUUUCGUGAACGUUUAAAAGAACGACAAAAAUUGAGACGCGGUCCAUUGUAUGAUAUGGCUGAACGAUCAAAAAAGAUUUGGGAAUUAUUAAGAAAAGAAGACACAACAACUGAAACAAAACAAAAAUUAUGUGCAGAAUUAAUGAAAUUAAUUGAAGGGAAUGUUAAAUUUUUAUCAAUGGCACACGAUACAACACGAGUAUUAGAAUGUCUCGUACAAUUUGGAAAUGAACAACAAAAAUCCUAUAUAUUUGAACAAAUUAAAAAUGAUAUACCUCUAAUGUCAAAAUCGCUUUAUGCACAUCAUUUAAUCAUUAAAUUAUUAACUUAUGGAACUGUUGAACAAAAACAACAUAUAGUGAAAUCUUUUUAUCGUCAUGUUUGUAAAUUGGCGAGACAUACAAUUGGUUGUCGUGUAUUAGAACAUUGUUACAAUGAUGUAUGUUCAGCAUUUGAACGAUUUCAACUUGUACAAGAAUUUUAUGGAAGAGAAUAUUGUAUUGUUAAGGCAACUGAUGAAAAGAAUAUUGAACAAUUAUUUGAGAAGAAAAAUGAAAUUCAACGAGCAUCCAUUUUAGAACAUCUCAAAGAAUAUAUAACACCAUGUGUUGAAAAAGAUUUAUUGAAUGGUUCAAUUAUUCAUCGAGUUUUGCAUGAAUAUAUGAGAUUUGCAAAUGAAAGUGGAAGAACAGAAAUGAUCGAUAACGUGAAAGAAAGACUAAUCAAAAUGAUACACAGUCGCGAUGGUGGACGUGUAGCAAUGUAUUGUGUUUGGUAUGGAACGGUUAAAGAUCGUAAAUUAUUGAUAAAAAGUUUGAAAACAUUUGUUGUUAAAAUUGCUAAAGAAGAACAUGGUUAUCCGUUUUUAUUAGCUAUAUUUGAUUGCGUGGAUGAUACAAAACUAGUUAGCAAGAUUAUUUUACAAGAAUUAAUGUCGAAUUUUGAUGAAUUAAUUGACGAUCCACAUGGGAAAAAAGUUUUGAUGUAUUUAGUAUCACCACGAAAUACGAGACAUUUUAAUUAUGAUUUAAUUAAAUUACUAAAAACAGCCGAUACAUUAACGACAAGUAAAAAAGAUGCUGUGAUUCGUCAACAAGAAUUGUUUGACUAUUGUAAGAAAUUUUAUUUGAAUUAUUAUCCGAAAAAUAUGUUUACAUGUUUGAAAGAUGGCUAUAAAGGAUUGAUGAUGGCUGAAACAUUAGAAAAAGUAAAUGAUGAUAUGACUUUAUUUUAUAAGUCGUUAAGUGAAACAUUACAAAAUUCAUCAAUGGAAGCAAAUAAUGAACAAAAUCUAAUUGAACAUCAUGUAGCCCAUAAUGUAUUAAGACAAUUAAUUACAGCGGAUGAAAAACGAACACGAAAUACCGGAAAUACAUCUCUGAUAUCAUCUAUCUUGGACAAUGUCUCUUCUGAUACACUUCAUUCAUGGGUAUUGUGUAAUCGUGGAUGUUUUAUUUUUGUUAUGAUGCUUGAACAUGGUGUUAAAAAUGAAACAGAACAUCUUCGUGAAUUACUUCAACCUACUCUUGAUACAAUUAAACGACAAUCAUUUGCUGGAGCGAAAGUUCUUAUGGAAAAAUUAACAACAACAACUAAAAAUUCGAUUGUUACAGAAAAAAAUCAAUAA
Didymodactylos carnosus is the source of this 2304-nucleotide messenger RNA. Lineage: Eukaryota; Metazoa; Rotifera; Eurotatoria; Philodinida; Philodinidae. The record is from the annotation of a GenBank genome assembly.